This is a messenger RNA of Galeopterus variegatus (Sunda flying lemur), 2909 nucleotides long. RefSeq names its product pleckstrin (gene PLEK). Gene Ontology annotation, biological process: intracellular signal transduction; actin cytoskeleton organization. The transcript is spliced from 9 exons. Bases 80 to 1132 code for a protein of 350 amino acids. Gene Ontology annotation, cellular component: plasma membrane. The record is from RefSeq and is a predicted model, not a curated record. Lineage: Eukaryota; Metazoa; Chordata; Mammalia; Dermoptera; Cynocephalidae.
ACCUCGACUCUCAGAGGGGGCUGAGCUUCUGAGAGGACUCCUCUCAGAGUGGACCUGUCUGUCCAUCUGUCCGUCCAACAUGGAACCAAAGCAGAUCAGAGAGGGCUACCUCGUGAAGAGGGGGAGCGUGUUCAACACCUGGAAACCCAUGUGGAUUGUAUUGUUAGAAGAUGGAAUUGAAUUCUACAAGAAGAAAAGUGACAGCAGCCCCAAAGGAAUGAUCCCACUGAAAGGAAGCACUCUGACUAGCCCUUGUCAGGACUUCGGCAAAAGGAUGUUUGUGUUUAAGAUCACCACUACCAAACAGCAGGACCACUUCUUCCAGGCAGCCUUCCUGGAGGAGAGAGAUGCUUGGGUUCGGGACAUCAAGAAGGCCAUUAAAUGCAUCGAAGGAGGCCAGAAGUUUGCAAGGAAAUCCACCAGGAGGUCCAUUCGACUGCCAGAAACCGUUGACUUAGGCGCCUUGUAUUUGUCCAUGAAAGACAUCGACAAGGGAAUAAAAGAACUGAAUCUAGAGAAGGACAAGAAGGUUUUUAAUCACUGCUUCACAGGAAACUGUGUCAUCGAUUGGCUGGUAUCCAACCAGUCUGUUCGGAAUCGCCAGGAAGGCCUCGUGAUUGCCUCCUCACUGCUCAACGAGGGCUACCUGCAGCCUGCUGGAGACCUGUCCAAGAGUGCAGUGGAUGGAACUGCUGAAAACCCUUUUCUGGACAACCCCGACGCCUUCUAUUACUUUCCAGACAGUGGGUUCUUCUGUGAAGAGAAUUCCAGUGAUGAUGACAUAAUUCUGAAAGAAGAGUUCAGAGGGGUCAUUAUCAAGCAGGGAUGUUUGCUGAAGCAGGGGCAUAGGAGGAAAAACUGGAAAGUGAGGAAGUUCAUUCUGAGAGAAGACCCUGCCUACCUGCACUACUAUGACCCUGCUGGGGGGGAAGAUCCCCUGGGAGCCAUUCGCUUGAGAGGCUGUGUGGUGACUUCGGUGGAGAGCAACCCAGAUGGCAGGAAGAGUGAGGAAGAGAACCUUUUUGAGAUCAUCACGGCUGAUGAAGUGCAUUAUUUCUUGCAAGCGGCCAGCCCCAAGGAGCGCACAGAGUGGAUCAAAGCCAUCCAGGUGGCCUCUCGGACUGGCAAGUGAGGACACACCUGCAGCUCCUCAUCCCCUCCUGAGGGAAGCCCACGGAUAAGCUCUGUCCUGUCCACUUCUGUCACAAAUCAACAGGAAAGGGCCAGGGGUGGGAAGUUUCCAUCUCGGGGGGGGUUCUGAGUGUCACUAAGCACAUGCCUCGUGAGACUCACCUGCACCAUAUCCUCACCGCAGCCUCUCUGCCCCUCUCCACGUCUCCCAAGCAGAUGUAACAAGCUGUGUGGGCUGGGUGUGCUGCUUAACCUCUCUAGGCCUCAGAGCUUCUUCUGGAAAAGGAAGGAGUUGAACUGAAGUCUUUCCUAGCUUGAAAAAAUGCCCUGUGAUUCUAAUACCCAUGGAUGUGAGUGUCUCUUGUUGCCCUGCUGGUGUUCUUCCUUGGCUAAGUCUUGACCUUCCGCUGUCAUCAAAUGUGCCAGAACCUCAGAUGACUCUUCCCUUUGAAACUCGCCAAUCUGUAUUGUGAGCACUAGGCAUAAACCUCUUGUUCUCUCACUAGCCAUCUUUUGCUUGUUCAUGGCCAUGCAAUCAUGUAACAAAGUAAAGACCUCUCUUCCUUCCUCACCGCCCCCAGAAACUUCCUGAGAGCAGCAGUGGCUUUCAGUGUCAAGCUCUCUGUCCCUUUCUACAGCCUGGAAAGCUAUGACUUCUGAGAAAAAGACCCAAGAAAGCCAGGAGCAGCUGAGGGUCCUUCCCAUGCCCUGCAGCCACCUAUAGCAGGCAUGUUCUACUCCCCACUGAGGCUGAUCUGCGAAAGGUCUCCCUUUAUUUCUUUCUGGAGCAUUUCUCUACCAUUUAUUAUAAUUAGUAGGGGGACCCCCAAGCGUGUGAGGUUCUGUUUCAUUUGAGGUUUACAGAAAAGCAGUGGCCAGAUGAGACCCUCCAUGGGUGAGGGGCUGGGCAGCCGCCCAGCUACUGUGUAUCCCCAGCUACCAAGGGUGGAGGGGCUGGACUGCAGGCUGGCUGAUUGAUGAUGGGUGUAUAUAAAGACAGCACUGACAGGACUCAGAUCUACACAGAGCUUCUGGUGGUGGCCACUGACAUUGUGCAGUGCCUGCAGUUCUUCAGUUAAUGACAUUGUGAGUGUGCCUGAGCUCUAAGCACAAGCAGCAGCAGCUCCUGCGUGGGCUCUGGGGGGUGUCAUGGCCCUAUUAGAAACCAGAUUCAAAUUGGUGACUUGCUUUCGAUUUUUGGCCCUGACCACUAACUAGUGAUUCUUCUCCAAAAUUGAGAAAGACGGCACCCAUAGAAUCAGAUAUGUGUACAAUGGGGUAUUUCUCAACUCCAAAUUUUUAAUUUUCAGGCCCCAGUAAGGAAAGGAGAGUAGAAAAUUCUUCCUGAUUCUAUCAACUCCUCUCUUGCCCUCUCUCAACACCCCUGCAACAGUCAUCAGGCUGUUCCCACUCCCAGAGUGUUUUAUCAAUGGCCUGGAUGUAAAAAACCUUUUUCUCUGAUUAUUUAGUUGAUUAUCUUUAUAGAGUAUGCACAAUAGUUUUUCUGCACUCAGUGUUCAAAAUAUUUAUUGAUAUAGAGUCAAUCUUAUGUUUUGAAAUAAAUAUGACUGUGUUUAGUGUCUUUUGGUGUGAUAACUCUGUUUUGCCUCUCAUUAAUGACACUCCUUUUCUACAACUCACUUUCAUUUACUGAGGAUAACACCAUCUCUGUCUCUCAAGUUAUCUGAAUGACUAUGAUUUUUUAAAAAACAAAGUUAGUCUAUCCUAAGGAAUACUAAAAAUAUAGGGAAAAUAAAGAUAAGGCUUAAAAAAAGGAA